Molecule: messenger RNA, 1236 nt
Organism: Lachnellula hyalina
Lineage: Eukaryota; Fungi; Ascomycota; Leotiomycetes; Helotiales; Lachnaceae
Gene: srr
Product: putative serine racemase
Exons: 2
Coding region: 1-1236 (411 amino acids)
Biological process (GO): D-serine biosynthetic process; L-serine metabolic process; pyruvate biosynthetic process
Molecular function (GO): D-serine ammonia-lyase activity; pyridoxal phosphate binding; magnesium ion binding
Source: RefSeq, a predicted model, not a curated record
AUGGCGGAUCCUGCCAACGCCCCUCCUCUCGAGCGCCCCUCAGUCAUAGCUGCGCAUGCGCUCAUCAAAGAAUACAUACACUACACACCCGUCCUUACCAAUACGACCCUCAAUGACCUAGCUUCUACACCUCAAUCUGCCUCUACCCUCGCUGGUACGCCGUGGGCAGGCCAAGAACCCACAAAGCCAAAGAUAAGAUUCUGGUUUAAAUGCGAGAAUUUUCAAAAAGUGGGGGCGUUUAAGGUGAGGGGUGCUUUCCAUGCCUUGAAGCGUCUGAUGGCAGAGCAAGCAUGGGAGGAAAUCUCGACACGAGGGGUCGUUACCCAUAGCUCAGGCGGGUUUGCUCUCAUCCCAUUGUCCCACCUCUUAAAAACAAUAUCUGACCGCAACCACGCACAAGCCCUCGCCCUCGCAGCCCGUACAAUGGGCGUCCCUGCACACAUCGUAAUGCCCACCAUAUCGACACCCUCCAAGAUAGCAGCCACGAAAGGCUACGGCGCCACAGUCAUCUUCUCUGGCUCGACCAGCACAGAACGCGAAGCGGUUGUCGAAGAUAUAAGAAAGAAGACUGGCGCAAGACUUAUACCGCCAUAUGACCAUCCCGAUAUAAUGCUCGGGCAAGGAACACUAGGGAUAGAACUUCAAGAACAAGUCUUGCAGAUGAAUGGAGGGGCGAAAGGUCUAGAUGCUAUCAUUGCUCCCUGUGGGGGCGGCGGUAUGCUUUCUGGCGUUGCUCUGAGUUGCGACGGGACGGGCAUACAAGUCUUUGGCGCAGAGCCUGAGUUUGAAGGUGCAGAUGACUGUAAACGUGGUUUGGAGUCGGGGAAACGCAUCGAGACCGUUAAAACUCUCACCAUCGCUGAUGGUUUGAGAACACCGGUGGGCGCGUAUCCCUGGACCGUCAUCUAUGAUCGGAAGCUGGUGAGGCAGAUGUUCAGUGUGACGGAGGAGCAGAUCAAAGCUGCGCUGCGGUUGGUGCUUGAGAGGAUGAAGAUGGUGGUUGAACCGAGUGCUGUGGUGGGCCUUGCUACUGCGCUCUUCAAUGAGGAUUUCAGAGGCAUUGUUGAAAGGGAGGCAGGUGAGAGGGGCUGGGACUUGGGGAUUGUGGUGAGUGGGGGGAAUGUGAGUGUCGAGGCUUUAGGGAAGACGUUUGAGGUGGGGCCAGCGAAAGCGGAAAGACAGGAGGCUAAGGUUGGAAAUGAUGGAGCGAAGGUUGCUGAGAAUGUUGCUGGUUGA